This is a messenger RNA of Angiostrongylus costaricensis, 366 nucleotides long. The record is from the annotation of a GenBank genome assembly. NCBI's taxonomy places the organism in Eukaryota, Metazoa, Nematoda, Chromadorea, Rhabditida, Metastrongylidae.
AUGGAUGAAGAUGACGAUCUCUUCGGGUCGGAUUUAGAUGAUGAUGAUAAGAGAGAUAAAGGAAGUCCGGAAGAUAAGAAGUUUUUCUUUCGAAAGGAACUCCGUUCUAUGUUAUACGGCUUCGGUGAUGACAAGGUACCGUAUGACAAAACACUCGAGACUUUGGAGGCAAUUGUUCUCGAUUAUAUAAAGGAACUGUGCGAGCGUGCCAUGAACGUAGGCAAGCCAGACAGAAUCGCGCUUGAAGAUAUUCAUUACCUUAUUCGACGGGAUCCGAAAAAGUUUGCAAGGGUGAAAGACUUAUUGUCAAUGAGCGAGGAACUGAAAAAAGCCAGGAAACAGUUUGACGACGUCAAGCAAUUGUGA